Spirometra erinaceieuropaei is the source of this 1341-nucleotide messenger RNA. The record is from the annotation of a GenBank genome assembly. NCBI's taxonomy places the organism in Eukaryota, Metazoa, Platyhelminthes, Cestoda, Diphyllobothriidea, Diphyllobothriidae.
AUGACUGGUUCUUGCCUCUCCCUGCUCCUCCUAGUGUCCGUAUUGCUCCAAGUGUCGGGAGCACGCCAAUUGGCAGCCAGCUUUUCUGGCUCGGCGUACUUUGAGGGUUGCCAGGAGGAUAGCUGUCAGAGGGGUGACCAUCUCAAGGGUUACGGCUGCCGCAGCGGUUACUGUCAGCUGGUGUGUAACGACAACGACUGCUACCAUCACGGUGUUCGGAUCCGUCGACCUUCUCCUGAUGAAAGCCUGAGACUCAGUCGAUUCCGCUUCGAGGGGUGCUCUAGCCGCCACUGCAGUUCCGGCCACGUCAAUGGCUAUGACUGCCAACUGGGCCUAUGUCGAUACGUCUGUGAAGAUGCCGUCUGCCACCGCAGUAACCACAAAACCAAGCUCUCCAACCGUGUUCUCUUCAAAGGCUGUUUGACUAACAUGUGCCAACUCGGCGAUCUGGUGGGUUAUGGCUGUAGUAACGGUCGCUGUGACUCCAUCUGUGACAAAACUGGCUGUUAUACAGGUGGAGAACGACCAAAGAGCGUGGCGAAGUCUUCAUCUAGAGGCAAAUUCUUAUUUGAGGGCUGUUCGGACAACAUUUGCCUGAGCGGCGACCGCCACGGUUACGGCUGCUCUAGCGGUGUCUGUGAUAUGAUUUGCGAGAAAGACGAAUGCUACCACGGUGACAGGGUUUACCACUUUCAUAUGAAAGGCAAAGUUAAGGAAGCCAUUGAAUUUAAUGGUUGUCAGGAUAUCAACUGCAAAGGCCCUCGUGGAUUCGGGUAUGACUGUGAGACUGGACACUGUGCUGUUACAUGCGAUGAUCAUCAGUGUUUCAAAGCCAUAAUCUCUCCAGCAAAGCCCAUGCCGCGUAGAAGUGUGUCGCUGGCAACUCCAAAACGUAAAAAGGAGGCAAGUUUCACGUUCCACGGUUGUGGAGCAGAGAAGAGGUGUCAGACUGGGUCAACUUUCGGUUAUAAUUGCCAGGGUGGAAUUUGUGACUAUGUUUGCACGUCAGACGCCUGCUUGUACAAGGGUGAGCCCAUGUUACCUCAGGAAGGCAAGGAACCCCCGAAAAAGGUCUCUCUCUACUUCGAUGGUUGUCUCUCUUCGGUCUGCUUCAUGGAGGACUUUGACGGCUUCCAGUGCAACCGUGGACGAUGUGCUCUGGUCUGUGGUGACGAAAUGUGUUUUGAUGCGGAGAGUUACGACAAAGCCUUCAAUGUCCCGAAGAACACACCUCCUCCGCCACCACCAAAGACCCCUGAGGAGGAGUUUGACUUCGGCAAGGAACUCCAAAAAAUCCAGUUUAGCAAGUUCUUCAAUUUCGGUGACACACCGUUCUUUUAA